This is a messenger RNA of Erythranthe guttata (spotted monkey flower), 787 nucleotides long. RefSeq lists its product as uncharacterized. The record is from RefSeq and is a predicted model, not a curated record. Lineage: Eukaryota; Viridiplantae; Streptophyta; Magnoliopsida; Lamiales; Phrymaceae.
CCACCCCCACCCCCGAACUGCUGCACACAGUGAAGGUGGAGAUAGCGCAGAAGAAUGUUUGGGAGAGUGAGAGCAUCGCCAAUCAGCUCUUUGGAACUUCUUGAAAUGGAAAGACCCCCUUCCAAGAUCAUCAAACACGACUCUCUCUCCAUCUAUGAGUCGACCCUUCUGAAACUCAAACAAGGCUCUCACUGUAAUCCAAGGUACAACCCUGAGGAUAGUUGUACCAUGGCAACUGAUUCGCCUGGGGAGGGUAUUACUGCUGCUGAUGCUGAUUGUACCUCGAGCGAUUCUAUAUCCGGCGACUCUAGUGUUAGUUUUCAAUCGACACUGUGCUCCUCAAACGAGAAAGGAAGUAAGAAUAUGUCUAUUCUUUAUUUAUUCUCAAAAUAUAAAAGUACGCAACAUUCACAUAACUCGAACGAGACAGAGGCGAUGGCUGUAGAGAGUGGUUAUUCGUCUUCUUCUUCCUCAAGUGUUUCGACUGUGUCUGGAAGUUGACACGGUUCAAAAAUGGCUGACGACGGAAACUGAGAUUGGCUGACGACGGAAACUGAGAUUGGGAAAACAUUGGUUCCGUAACGUUUGGUUCGGGAUAUUUAGAUAUUUAAAUUUGUGGAUCGUAAUCAGCAGAAAUAUGUUGUACUAAAAAGGGGUGGGUGAUGUUGUCCGUUUAUUGUGUAAUACGAUAUAAUUCAUACACCUCGAUUGUGUUUGUAACUGUAAUUGUUCUUUACCGUCGAUUCUUGAUUUCUCUAUAGCUGUGCAAUUGAGUUAGUUAUUUUUA